AUGCAGAGAGAAUUAAAAGUAAAAAAGAAAGACUGUGACGAAGUAGAUAAACCACCACCUAAGAGUGUUUGGUGGGAUGAAGAAACCAUAGCUUUACAUAAUCAAGAGCGAGGUACAAGAAUAGUGAUAAAUGAACCUGAUACUCCCUAUAAUGGGUCCUUAAGCAUCUCUGAAGAUGAAUCAGAUAAUUCAAUAAGAGAUGUAAGGCAUAUUAAUCCUCAAGAUUUAUGUUCAAAGCUUAACGAAUAUGUGGAACAAAUGAAGAAUGAUGAAUAUAAUAUACGAUCACCUCGAGAAACAAAAAACCAUGAUUUUGAACAAAAAAGAAAAUCUCACUAUAAUGAAUUUCUGAUAGCUAAAUUAAUAGGUAGAGAUAUAUCUGAUGAUAGCUCAGAUGGAAACACUACUUGA
Cryptosporidium muris RN66 is the source of this 411-nucleotide messenger RNA. RefSeq names its product protein phosphatase inhibitor 2, putative. Gene Ontology annotation, biological process: regulation of signal transduction. NCBI's taxonomy places the organism in Eukaryota, Apicomplexa, Conoidasida, Eucoccidiorida, Cryptosporidiidae. The transcript has a single exon. Gene Ontology annotation, molecular function: protein phosphatase inhibitor activity. The coding region runs from base 1 to 411 and encodes 136 amino acids. The record is from RefSeq and is a predicted model, not a curated record.